UAAUAUUUUAUGUAUCUGGAUGCUUGGGUGCGCCCUCUUCUAAUGAAAAUAAAAUAAAUUAAAAUAAAAUAAAAUAAAAAUACAUUAAAAUGGAUAAAACAAAGUCUAGGAGGCAUAAAACAUUAAAAAUAAUUACAGACAAACGUAGGUAUGUGAAUAACGUGAGCUCUUUCAUUGUUUUAGGAUAACUCUUAAAAGUUAAUGAACCGUUUUGGGGAGACAGCAGCCUAUCGGACAUGCCGUGAUGAAACAACGCGGGACAACUGCACACACACGCGCAUUUUCCCGCAUCACAUUACGAAACCGUAAUUAACAGGAGCAAAAAUGUUAACAAACGCUAUAUGCUGUAACUCGUUCGACAACAGAUAAACACUCAAGUUGACUACCGCUUCCUACAUGGAUAGUGGGUCGGGUAGGUGUGGCUUACAACUAAGUUCGAGAGAAAGCGGAUUUAAGUGGCUUGCGUUUGGAAGUUUAGAAACAGCUUGUGUCGCGUGCGAUUAUGCAGUCCUGUACCGUUCCCGACCUGCAGAUAGCUUUUAACUUUUUCCAUCCCGUACGCAAACAUGCUAACGUGAAUAGCUUGCUAUCCAGAUACUUGUGCAAGUUUGCGGGAUGCCGUCCCUGCGCCAGAUAACGUUACAUGUAUCAUGAAAUACAAGGUUCGUACAGCAAGGACGAAUCGAUAUGGCAUGUUUUACUUUCCCUAAAUAUUCUUGGUUGGAUUUUCUCUUCACUUUAUUCGGGGUGUGCACGUAUCUGUUUGACGUGGGCUCGGAUCUGUGGGUGGCUGCGGAGUUUUGCCAACGCGGGCAUUUCUUUUGGUCCGGACUGGUGCUCAGCUUUAUGCUCACAUCGUCUGUCAUAGUUCAGAUGUUCAGCUGGUUCUGGAUUAAAUACGAUCGCGAUCUUGAAAACUUUGAGUCCGAAACAUCUGAGAAUAAUAUUGUUUUGGGAGGUCCUAGCCAUGCCAAGUUAACCUGCUUCCUGCAUGUUUGUCAGCUUGGAUUCUUCUUCAGACACGUCUCGGCCCUCCGGCAGGGGUUCUGCGUGUGGUGGCGCAGGGGCGCAGGCGCGCGCUACGCCGUCUACCUGACCCAUGACCUCAGCAUGCUGCGACUCUUCGAGACGUUCUGCGAGAGCGCGCCGCAGCUCGCGCUCAUGGUGCACACUAUGCUCCGCACCGGUCAUGCGAGGACCAUCCAAUGUGUGAGUGUGGUUGCCUCUACCAUGUCUGUGGCAUGGAUGGUGGUGGAUUACCAUCGCUCACUGCGUUCCUACCUGCCUGAGAAGACCAGACAGGACUGGCUGUCUUCUGUGGCCUACUUCUUGUGGAACCUACUCCUGAUUGCCCCACGAGUGGUCUCUGUGGCACUCUUUACCUCCGUCCUGCCCCUGUACAUCGUCGCUCACUUCCUGUCUCUGUGGUUUGUGUUUGUCCUGUGGGCUUGGCUCCAGGGCACAUGUUUUAUGGAUAGCAGGGCCGGAGAAUGGCUCUACCGGGCCACCAUAGGCGUCAUCUGGUACUUCAGUUGGUUCAGUGUAUCAGAAGGUCGCACCAGGUGGAGGAGCCUCGUCUAUCACACCUUCAUCCUGGUAGACAACAGUAUUCUCCUGCUCACGUGGUGGUGGAUGAGGAACCCUGAAAUGACGCAGACAUACGCGCUGCCUCUUGCUGUUCUUGUGCCGCUCUUUUACGUGACUGGUCUGCUGGUCAAAGCUCUGUAUUACCAUUGCUGUCACCCCACGCGUCAGGGUGACCUGCCCGAUGGGCUGGUGUAUAAAAGUGCUGUUGAUCAGACUUCUGCUGUUUAUUCCCAAACUGUCAACAAGAGAAUGGCCAAUCAUGUCACUAACUUUUACAGCGCCAAGACAACCGCUGUGACUAAGACAAGUAGGCAUGAAAGAAACAGGAUUGUUUGAGGAGGACACAAAUUAAGACUCAAUUGUCUUAUCCAGUUAAGACAUUUUAAUUACUAUUUGUGACUCAUUCGUGACACAAUUCGGGUGGUGGUCUUUUAAAAAGGGCUAAUGUAUUUUGGCAAAUAACAAUUGAUAUUAAAUAUAGUACUACACAGGAGUAAUAGGAUUUUAUUUGCAGAUUUGCAGAUGACAGUGUUAUCUCCAAGUUAAUUGGAGACUGGACAUGACAGUUUGAUGUAGUCCAAGGGUAGCAUUAUUCCUAAUCUGAAGAGAUGGCCCUCGGGUUGGUCUCAUGCAGAGACUUGUACUGUAUCAAAUCCUCCAGAUGGUUAUUCUUCAUAAAUGACCCGAAAAGUCAUCGGGGGCCAGAGGAGUUUAUUGUUUUGUUUUUGGUGUAGUAGUGCUAGUAAUUAAUUUUAGGUUCAAUGCGUGUUUAUUUAUGUUUCUCUAAGUCAAAUUUUCUAAUGUGUGUUUAUAACAGGCACUGAUUAAUAUACCUCAUGCUGCACGUCUUCUGUUCAUACGGAUGUUUGGGAACAAACUCGUAAACAAAAGACGAGAUCCACAAGUUUACCAUACUGUACAUCAGUAUAUGAAGACUCUGUGGAGUAACUUAAGUGAUGAUGUGAUGAAGUGAUUAUUUGACCCAUAUUAAUGUUUAAACCCACAUGACAUCUGGAUUUGGUGUAGUUUCAAAGUAGGGAAUCAGUCCAGUUGUAGUUAGUUGAUGUGCUGGAAGAAAACGUGUGCUUUUGUGACUUGUUUGAAAAGUGUUCCUGUCCACCAAAUGGGAUGGCUGAUUUCUAAUUCUUGACUUUGUCCAGAUGAGGUUAUGGGCAAGCAGAUGAGAGCGGUUAGCACUUGUAAUCGAGUAGCGAUGAGAGUUAGAAGGAACAGAGUGUGUUUGCAUGGCUGGGGUCAUCCAGCAGGGAGUUGUUUUUCGUUAUGAGCAUUGUACCUUAGUUCCUACUCAUAAGCUGUCAGUUUGUGUAAAAAGGAAACCAUUUCAUUUCAUGUUUUUUUGUUGUAAGUCACCAUCCUGAAUUAUAGUGGUUACAGUGGUUAAGGUCAUGCUUUCUCUCGUGGAAUGACUCUGCUUACCAGUUCAAAUAAAUGAAGGCCAGAUAAAUGGUAAGAUUUUUGCAUUAAAAAAAUGAAAAAGUGUUAUGAUGGGCAGUACAGUGUUAAAAGGUUAUUCUUCAACAUGCACUAUUUUCAUUAUGCCAAAAAAAAAACCAAAAAAACAAAGGAGGAACACACAUUCUACUCACAGGUGCACAGAGGUGGGGAAUUUAAUUUGUUUAUAAGUGAAAUAGAUUGACGAGAAGUGGGAGAGCACGCUAAAGUGUUUGUUCUCAUGCAUUGUCUUGCAUAAUUGGUCUGCUGGUUAAAACUAUAUCACAGUUGCUGUCACUCCAUACUGUAACAAGCAAAUGCAAAUCUACAAAUCAAAAUAGCUUAAGCAAAGUCCCAAUUAUCAUGUCACCAACUAGACCAGAGCGGCCAUCCGUAUUGUAAUCUAAAUACGACCAGUUAUAAAACCUUUUACAUGUUAAAGACAUUUUUAGAUGCGUGUCAUACAGUGACAUGUGUUCAGCAUAUGGAGAUGUGCCAUAUGUGUACUAACAACUAUAGUCAUGGCCAAAAGUUUUGAGACUAGAACAAAUUUUGGUUUUUACA
Molecule: messenger RNA, 3603 nt
Organism: Electrophorus electricus (electric eel)
Lineage: Eukaryota; Metazoa; Chordata; Actinopteri; Gymnotiformes; Gymnotidae
Gene: xkr8.3
Product: XK related 8, tandem duplicate 3
Biological process (GO): phosphatidylserine exposure on apoptotic cell surface; apoptotic process involved in development; engulfment of apoptotic cell
Cellular component (GO): plasma membrane
Source: RefSeq, a predicted model, not a curated record